AGGAAGGCAGAAUCAGUGUAUGCUGUAGACUCGCGCUGCUCUUUGCCCUCCAUCCCCCCGCAGCCAGUCUGUCAGACCACAGAAACCGACAAAGAGGAGCCUACUGGAGGAGGGCUGAGUCAAGAUGGGGGGAGACAUCUGGCACGAGAGAGCCAAAUCCACGACAGGAUGAUGGCGUUUCCGACCCAUUUUAUAGGGUAUAUCUUUUACGAGAUCGGGUCGAAUGUCAAGGGCGCACCGAGCGAGAAACGGAUGAGCAAAGGGGUUACUUCAUCUCACUACCGCGAUGAUCCGUGGUUUCAGAGCUAUCAUAUUUGAGGAAGUCUGGUGUAGAAUUUGAACCAGAGGAGAGCCCAGGCAGCAGCAGCAACAGUAGCAGUAGUAGCAGUGACAUCAGUAGUGGGGCGGUAGAUGCCCUACCCCCAGCCCCAGUUCCUCCCCAGGCCCCUGCAGGAGAGAAGAGAGAGGACAGCUCCUGCUCUGACUCAGGCAGCUCUGUAGAGUCCAGCGAGGAGGAACCUGCCAUGUUCUCUAACUUUUUAAGCGGUGCGAACCCCCUCAGCUCCGUCUCUUCUGCUGUCAGAGGAAGUCUGUUUGGGGAUAAUGCGGAGGGGGACAAACAGAAAGCAGGCACUCAGCAGCCUGGGUCAGGUCCUGGCCCUCGGAAGGCCCCGCAACAGGGACAUUGGAAACAAGACCAGGCACCUCCUAAACAGGGAGGACCCCAGCUCCAGGGGAAUGGCCAGGCUGGUCAAGCAGACAAACCUAGCGGGCAGCAAGCUUUCACUAAGGGUGGACCAAAACAGCAAGCCCCUGCUAAGGGUGGACCACAACAGGAAGCCCCUGGUAAGGGUGGACCACAACAGGAAGCCCCUGGUAAGGGUGGACCACAACAGGAAGCCCCUGGUAAGGGUGGACCUCAACAGCAAGGACCUCAUAAAGGUAGGCCUCAACAGGAAGGACCUGGUAAAGGAGGACUACAACUAGCCCCCCGGCAGCAAGGACCUCCUAAAGCUGGACCACAACAAGAUUCCCCUGUGGUAGGGGCUCAACAACAACAAUGGUCACCUAAGGUUGGGGCUCAACAACACGUUCCUAAGUGUGGACCACAACAGCAAGGUUCACCUAAGGUUGGAGCUCAACAGCAAGCCCCUGCUAAAAGUGGACCCCAACAGCAAGGUUCACAUAAAGUUGGGGCUCAACAUCAAGCUCCUACUAAAAUUGGACCCCAACAACAAGGUUCACCUAAGGUUGAAGCUCAACAGCAAACCCCUUCUAAGGGUGGACCACAACAGCAAGGGUCCCCUAAGGUUGGAGUUCAGCCACAAGGGUUCCCUAAGACUGGGACUCAGCAGCAGGGCUCCCCCAGGACUACACCACAGCAGCAGGCUUCUGGUAAACCUGGGACUCAGUCUAAUGCUGGACCUAUGGCUGGAGCUAAACCCCUGUGUCCAGUGUGUAACACUACUGGACUCAACCUGAACACCAAGGAGCCACCCAACCAUAACACCUGCACACAGUGUAAGACUGUCGUCUGCAGCUUGUGUGGCUUCAGUCCUCCUGACUCGGGUGGUAAGGAGUGGUUAUGUCUGACCUGCCAGAUGCAGAGAGCACUCGGAGGCUCUUACCCACCUGGACCCCCUAAGAUGAAGCCCCAACCUUCACCCAAAAAAGCCUCUACAUCUCCUGCACCACAGAACAAAGACAUUCCAACACCAGACUCCCCUCAGAGGAAAUCUGCUACAUCAGCAACACAGCCACCCAAGACAGAGGUUGCUAAAGCAGCAGACCCUCAGAAACCUGCCAGCUCAGCUCCUGCUCAGAAGACAAUACAGGAGAACCGGAGAACAUCAGGGCUUCAGAAACCACCAGAGCAGCCAGGCCAACCUGGGCUUAAGCAGAGUAAUGCUACCCCAUCCACACAGCAGGAGCCUGGGAAGCCUCAGCAACAGCCUCAAAAAAGUGGAGCCUCUCCUGCCAAAGCUGUGCCACCAGAGGCCCAGCCCACCAAGGAUGAGUCAGGGGGUUUCUUCGACUUUGGUGGUGCAAAAUCUCAGCCUGACCCCUCAAAGCCUGAAGAGUCAGUGUCUCGGAAUAUGUUUGGCUUUGGCUCCUCCAUCUUCAGCUCUGCCUCCACGUUGAUAACCUCAGCUGUUCAGGAUGAGCACCGCACCACACCGCCAGCUUCCCCCAAGAUGUCUGCACUGGCCCAGACCUCUCCCAAGAUGCCCCCUGCAAACGAGACCAAACUACCUGCUGCUCAGAAAGCAGAGGAGAAGAAGGCAGCGCAUCCCCAGAAGGCCAAUGUCCCCUCAUCAGUACAGGCCAAAGUGGACAAACCCCCAUCAGCGCCUCCAAAGGGAGCAGCAUCCUCCCAACCAGCUCCCAAAGCAGGCCAAUCUACCUGCCCACUCUGCAAGGUGGAACUCAACAAGGACUCCAAGGAUCCUCCCAACUACAACACCUGCACAGAAUGCAAGAACACUGUCUGCAACCUCUGUGGAUUUAACCCCAUGCCACAUGUUACAGAGGUGAAGGAGUGGCUGUGUCUGAACUGCCAGAUGAAGAGAAUGGAAUCCCCAGGACCUCCCAUGAUAAAACCCCAACCUUCUCCCAACAACGGUUCAGCACCUCAGAAGACCCCUGUCCCACCCAGCACACCCCAAAAGAAAGACAUUCCAACACCAGACUCCCCUCAGAGGAAAUCUGCUACAUCAGCAACACAGCCACCCAAGACAGAGGUUGCUAAAGCAGCAGACCCUCAGAAACCUGCCAGCUCAGCUCCUGCUCAGAAGACAAUACAGGAGAACCGGAGAACAUCAGGGCUUCAGAAACCACCAGAGCAGCCAGGCCAACCUGGGCUUAAGCAGAGUAAUGCUACCCCAUCCACACAGCAGGAGCCUGGGAAGCCUCAGCAACAGCCUCAAAAAAGUGGAGCCUCUCCUGCCAAAGCUUUGCCACCAGAGGCCCAGCCCACCAAGGAUGAGUCAGGUUUUUUUUUUGACUUUGGUGGUGCUAAAUCUCAGCCUGACCCCUCAAAACCUGAAGAGUCAGUGUCUCGGAAUAUGUUUGGCUUUGGCUCCUCUAUCUUCAGCUCUACAUCCACUUUGAUCACCUCAGUUGUUCAGGAUGAGCCCCGCACCACACCGCCAGCUUCCCCCAAGAUAUCUGCACCGGUCCAGGCCUCUCCCAAGAUGCCUCCUGCCAAGCAGACCAAACCACCUGCUGUUCAGAAAGCAGAUGAGAAGAAGGCAGCGCAUCCCCAGAAGGCCAAGGUUCCCCCAUCAGUACAGGCCAACGUGGACAAACCCCCAUCAGCGCCUCCAAAGGGAGCAGCAUCCUCCCAACCAGCUCCCAAAGCAGGCCAAUCUACCUGUCCACUCUGCAAGGUGGAACUCAACAAGGACUCCAAGGAUCCUCCCAACUACAACACCUGCACAGAAUGCAAGAACACUGUCUGCAACCUCUGUGGAUUUAACCCCAUGCCAAAUAUUUCUGAGGUGAAGGAGUGGCUGUGCCUGAACUGUCAGAUGCAGAGAGCACUAGUAGGAAUGGAAGAUCCAGAACAUCCCAUGAUGAAACCCAAACCGUCAUCCAACCAAGUCUCAGCUCCUGCUGCUCCUCAAAAGAAAGACACUCCAACAUCAUCUGGUCCCCAUAAAGUGGCCACUGCACCAGCUUCACCCAGAAAAGAGCCAUUGACUCGAGCCUCUCAGCCUGUCCCCUCAAAGCCUGAAGAGUCAGUGUCUGGGAAGAUGUUUGGCUUUGGCUCCUCCAUCUUCAGCUCUGCGUCCACUUUGAUCACCUCAGGUGUUCAUGAGCAGCCCCGCACCACACAGCCAGCUUCCCCCAAGGUGUCUGCAGCAGCCCAGGCCUCUCCCAAGAUGCCCCCUGCAAACAAGACCAAACCACCUGCUGCUCUGAGAUCAGAGGAGAAGAAAGCAGAGCAACUCCAGAAGGCCAAGGUCCCCCCAUCAGUACAGACCAAAGUGGACAAACCCCCAUCAGAGCCUCCAAAGGGAGCAGUAUCCUCCCAACCAGCUCCCAAAGCAGGCCAAUCUACCUGUCCACUCUGCAAGGUGGAACUCAACAAGGACUCCAAGGAUCCUCCCAACUACAACACCUGCACAGAAUGCAAGAACACUGUCUGCAACCUCUGUGGAUUUAACCCCAUGCCACAUGGAUCAGAGGUGAAGGAAUGGCUGUGUCUGAACUGCCAGAUGCAGAGAGCUCUUGGAGGAAUGGAAUCUCCUGGACCUACCAUGAUUAAACACUCGAUCAGCAAAGUCUUGACACCUGUUGCUCCUCAAAAGAAGGACACUCUCACCCCUGCUGGUGUUCCAAAAGUGGCCACUUCACCAACCUCACUGAAAAAGGAGUCAGUGACUCGAGCCUCUCAGCCUGUCCCCUCAAAGCCUGAAGACUCUGUGUCUGGGAAGAUGUUUGGCUUUGGCUCUUCCAUCUUCAGCUCUGCCUCCACUUUGAUAACCUCAGUUGUUCAGGAUGAGACCCGCACCACACCUCCAGCUUCCCCCAAGAUGUCUGCACUGGCCCAGACCUCUCCCAAGAUGCCCCCUGCAAAGGAGACCAAACCACCUGCUGCUCUGAGAUCAGAUGAGAAGAAAGCAGAGCAACCCCAGCAGGUCAAUGUCCCCCCAUCAGUACAGACCAAAGUGGACAAACCCCCAUCAGAGCCUCCAAAGGGAGCAGUAUCCUCCCAACAAGCUCCCAAAGCAGGCCAAUCUACCUGUCCACUCUGCAAGGUGGAACUCAACAAGGACUCCAAGGAUCCUCCCAACUACAACACCUGCACAGAAUGCAAGAACACUGUCUGCAACCUCUGUGGAUUUAACCCCAUGCCAAACGUUCCUGAGGGGUGGCUGUGUCUGAACUGUCAGAUGCAGAGAGCACUAGGAGGAAUGGAACCCCCUGGACCCCUCAUGAUGAAACCGUCUCCCAACAAGGUGUCUGCACCUCAAAUGGUCGCUGUCACACCCAGUGCAGCCCAAAAGGAUAUUGCAACAGCUGCUGCAUCUGCAAAGAAAGACAGUCAAACCCCAGACUCCCCUCAAAGGAAACCAAUUCCCCCUGCAGCUGAAGUAUCAAAAGCUGAAGCUGCUAAAGCAGCAGACACUCAAAAUCCGGCAAGCCCAGUGCCUGCUCAGAAGGCUCCACUGGAGAACCGGAGAACAUCAGAACCUCCUAAACCACCACAGCAGCCCAUCCCUGGGCGUAGGCAGAGUAGUGCCAUCCCAGCCACAAAGCAACCCCCCAAGCAGGAAUCAGGAGGCUUAUUUGGCUUUGGAGGUCCCAAAUCUCAGUCUGCCUCCUCAAAGCCUGAAGAGUCAGUGUCUGGGAAGAUGUUUGGCUUUGGCUCUUCCAUCUUCAGCUCUGCCUCCACUUUGAUAACCUCAGUUGUUCAGGAUGAGCCCCGCACCACACCUCCAGCUUCCCCCAAGGUGUCUGCAGCAGCCCAGGCCUCUCCCAAGAUGCCCCCUGCCAAGCAGACCAAACCACCUGCUGUUCAGAAAGCAGAGGAGAAGAAAGCAGAGCAACUCCAGCAGGUCAAUGUCCCCUCAUCAGUACAGGCCGAAGUGGACAAACCCCCAUCAGCGCCUCCAAAGGGAGCAGCAUCCUCCCAACCAGCUCCCAAAGCAGGCCAAUCUACCUGUCCACUCUGCAAGGUGGAACUCAACAAGGACUCCAAGGAUCCUCCCAACUACAACACCUGCACAGAAUGCAAGAACACUGUCUGCAACCUCUGUGGAUUUAACCCCAUGCCACAUGGAUCAGAGGUGAAAGAGUGGCUGUGUCUGAACUGCCAGAUGCAGAGAGCACUAGGAGGAAUGGAAUCCCCAGGACCUCCCAUGAUGAAACACCAACCCUUGCCCAGCAAGGUCUCUACACCUGUUGCUCCUCAAAAGGAGGAUGCUGCAUCUGCUGAAUUUCAAAACGAAAAGGAGACUACCACACUUGCUGCACCACAAAAGGAGUUUCGUUUGCCAGCCUCAUCCAAAAUGUCACCACAAAAGAAAAAGGAUCCUGCACCAUCAGGUGUGUCCCUUGUGAAUGAGGUCCCGAUCCCAGCUUUACCUGUCAAUAAGGUUUCUGCCUCUCUCAUCAAGGAGGCACCAACACCUGCCUCAGCUCUCACCAAGGAGGAGCCAUCUCCUGCCUCAGCUCUCACCAAGGAGGAACCAUCUCCUGCCUCAGCUCUCACCAAGGAGGAACCAUCUCCUGCCUCAGCUCUCACCAAGGAGGAACCAUCUCCUGUCUCAGCUCUCACCAAGGAGGAACCAUGUCCUGCCUCAGCUCUCACCAAGGAGGAACCAACUCCUGCCUCCCCUCUCAUCAAGGAGGCACCAACUCCUGCCUCAGCUCUCGCUAAGGAGGAACCAACUCCUGCCUCAGCUCUCGCUAAGGAGGAACCAACUCCUGCCUCAGCUCUCAUCAAGGAGGCACGAACUCCUGCCUCCCCUAUCACCAAGGAGGAACCAACUACUGCCUCCCCUAUCAUCAAGGAGGCACUAACUCCUGCCUCAGCUCUCACCAAGGAGGAACAAACUCCUGCCUCCCCUCUCAUCAAGGAGGCACCAACUCCUGCCUCAGCUCUCGCUAAGGAGGAACCAACUCCUGCCUCCUCUCUCACCAAGGAGGCACGAACUCCUGCCUCAGCUCUCACCAAGGAGGAACCAACUACUGCCUCCCCUAUCACCAACCAGGAACCAACUACUGCCUCCCCUAUCAUCAAGGAGGCACUAACUCCUGCCUCAGCUCUCACCAAGGAGGAACAAACUCCUGCCUCCCCUCUCAUCAAGGAGGCACCGACUCCUUUUUUACCAUUCUCCAAGGAGGUGCGUGCAUCACCUCUCACCAAGGAGGCACCACCCCCAGCCUCACCCCAAAAGAAGAAGGAACCUCAACUGCCAGGGUCACCAGACAGAAAGUUGGCCCCAAAACCAGAUUCAACGCAACGCAAGGCUGUUCCAUCUGGUUUACCUCUGAAGAAGGAAGCCCCACCUUUGGGAGCAGAAGAAACUAAAGAGGUCCAAGGUCCAGCUGAAAUACAGAGCAAAGAGGCCCCCAUUCCAGGUUCACCCAAAACAAAAGAUACUCCAACAGUUUAUACCCUACUUAAAAAAGAGGCUUCAUCUAUUGAGAUCUCAAAUGACAACCAGAAACCUGCAAUUGUUCAAAAGUCAGUGGAGCAAUCAGCGACACCUACAACCAAGCAGAACGAGACUGUUCAACCUUUACAGCAGCCAGAAAAUCAAAUGCCUGCGCGGGAACAGCUGGCUACACAGCCCCUGCCACAAGUACAGCUUCAGGAAAUUCCAAAGCCAGAUCCUAAAAUCAAUUCCCCAAAGCAGGAGCCUGGGAAACCAGCCAAUCCAGCACCUGCUCAGAUGUCACCACAGAUGCCAAGAACAUCAGAACCUCAGACACCACCACAGCAGUCCAGACUUCCUGGGCAUAGGCAGAGUAGUGCCAUCUUAGCAACACAGCAACCCCCCAAGCAGGACUCAGGAGGCUUCUUUGGCUUUGGUGGUGCUAAAUCUCAGCCUGCUCAGUCAAAACCUGAAGAAUCAGUGUCUGGGAAGAUGUUUGGCUUUGGCUCCUCUAUCUUCAGCUCUACAUCCACUUUGAUCACCUCAGCUGUUCAGGAUGAGCACCGCACCACACCUCCAGCUUCCCCCAAGGUGUCUGCACUGGCCUCUCCCAAGAUGCUGCCUACAAAGGAGACAAAAGCACUUGCUGUUCAGAAUGCAGAAAAGAAAGCAGAGCAACCCCAGCAGGUCAAUGUCCCCUCAUCAGUACAGACCAAAGUGGACAAACCCCCAUCAGCGCCUCCAAAGGGAGCAGCAUCCUCCCAACCAGCUCCCAAAGCAGGCCAAUCUACCUGUCCACUCUGCAAGGUGGAACUCAACAAGGACUCCAAGGAUCCUCCCAACUACAACACCUGCACAGAAUGCAAGAACACUGUCUGCAACCUCUGUGGAUUUAACCCCAUGCCACAUGGAUCAGAGGCGAAGGAGUGGCUGUGUCUGAACUGUCAGAUGCAGAGAGCACUAGGAGGAAUGGAAUCUCCUGGACCUACUAUGAUGAAACCCUCGCCAAGCAAAGUCUCCACAUCUGCUGCUCCUCAAAAAUACACUGUCGCACCUGUUACAACUCGAAAUGAGACUCCCACACCAGCUGGUCAACAAAAAGUGGCUCCUACACCAGCCUCACCCAGAAUAGAGCCAGUGAAUUCAGCCUCUCAACCCGCUCCCUCAAAGCCUGAAGAGUCAGUGUCUGGGAAGAUGCUUGGCUUUGGUUCCUCCAUCUUCAACUCUGCAUCCACUUUGAUCACCUCAACUGUUCAGGAUGAGCCCCGCACCACACCGCCAGCUUCUCCCAAGUUUGCUAUACCUGUUGGACCUAAACAGAAGGAGACUCCCAGACCUGCUGGUCCCAAACAAGUGGGCCAUAAAACAGCCUCACCCAAAAAGGUGUCAAUGACUCCUGCUUCAGAGAAAGACAACAAGACCCCAGCACCAGGCUCACCACAGAAGGAGGCAUCUCCAGCAAUGGCUUCACAGCAGGACCAGAAGCCAGUGGACAAACCAACUACAACCCUUGUCCGACAACCUACGCGGCAGAAGACUCCACAACAACAAGGCCAGCCUCCUCGGCCCCUAGCAGAGCCUUCGAAGCCUCAGCAACAGCUUCCAAAAGGUGGAGCCUCUAAUGCCAAAACUGUACCAGCACAACAGGCCCAGCCCACCAAGCAGGAGUCAGGAGGCUUCUUUGGCUUUGGUGGUGCUAAAUCUCAGCCUGCUCAGUCAAAGCCUGAAGACUCAGUGUCUGGGAAGAUGUUUGGCUUUGGCUCCUCUAUCUUCAGCUCUGCCUCCACUUUGAUCACCUCAGCUGUUCAGGAUGAGCACCGCACCACACCUCCAGCUUCCCCAAAGGUGUCUACCCCUGUUGCACCUCAACAGAAGGAGACUCCCAGACCAGCUGGUCCCCAACAAGUGGCCCCUACAACAGCCUCACCCAAAAAGGAGUCAAUGACUACUGCUAUAUUGAAAGAGACCCCAGCAUCAGGCUCAUCACAGAAGGAGGUAUCCCCGACAGUGGUCUGCCAGCAGGACCAGAAGCCAGUGGAAAAACCGACUCCAACACUUGUCCAACAACCUCCACAACAGAAGACUCUACAACAACAAGGACAGCCUCCGCAGCCCUCAGCAGAGGCACCAACAUCAGAGCCUGAUAUAUCAAUAGUUGAAGCUGCUAAAGCAGCAGACACUCAAAAUCCGGCAAGCCCAGUGCCUGCUCAGAAGGCUCCACUGGAGAACCGGAGAACAUCAGAACCUCCUAAACCACCACAGCAGCCCAGCCCUGGGCGUAGGGAGAGUAGUGCUGGGCGUAGGGAGAGUAGUGCCUUCCCAGCCACAAAGCAACCCCCCAAGCAGGAAUCAGGAGGCUUAUUUGGCUUUGGAGGUCCCAAAUCUCAGUCUGCCUCCUCAAAGCCUGAAGAGUCAGUGUCUGGGAAGAUGUUUGGCUUUGGCUCUUCCAUCUUCAGCUCUGCGUCUACUUUGAUAACCUCUGGUGUUCAGUAUGAGCCCCGCACCACACCGCCAGCUUCCCCCAAGAUGUCUGCACUGGCCCAGAUGUCUCCCAAGAUGCCCCCUGCAAAAGACACCAACCCGCCUGCUGCUCAAAAAAUAGAGCAACCCCAGCAUGCCAAGAUCCCCCCAUCAGUACAGGCCAAAGUGGACAAACCCCCAUCAGAGCCUCCACAGGUAGCAGCAUCCUCCCAUCCAGCUCCCAAAGCAGGCCAGUCCACCUGUCCACUCUGCAAGGUGGAACUCAACAAGGACUCCAAGGAUCCUCCCAACUACAACACCUGCACAGAAUGCAAGAACACUGUCUGCAACCUCUGUGGAUUUAACCCCAUGCCACAUGAAACAGUAAAGGAAUGGCUCUGUCUGACCUGCCAGAUGCAGAGAGCACAUGGAGCAAUGGAACCCCCAGAACCUCCCAUGAUGAAAUCCCAACCGUUGCCCAGCAUAGUCUCUACACCUGUUGCACUUCAAAAGGAGAAUGUCACACCUGCUGCAUCUCAAAAGCCGACCCCAGCUCCAGCGAAACCCCAGAAGGAGGAGAUCCCAGUUCCUUCGGCUGGCCAAAAAGAGAUCACUCCACCCACUGUACCUCAGGGGACACCAUUUCCCGCUGGAACCCCAGCACCAAAUGCAGACAAAAAGGAGGAGACCCCACCACUAGGAUCUUCACAAAAUAAACAAGCUUCACCUGCUGUGGUUGAGAAGGAGAAUGAAGAACCUGUAAUUGUACAGAAACCAGUGGACCAACCAAUUCCAGCCACACCCAAAACCAGUGGAGCUGCUACACCUGUACAGCAGCCAGAAAAGCAAACUCCUCCACGGCAACAGCCUGCUAUAAAGGCAUCACAACAAGUACAGCCCCAGCAAGCUCCAAAGCCAGACUUCAAAACUGCUCCCCUAAAGGAGCCAAUGACUCCUGCUUCAGAGAAAGAGAAGAAGAACCCAGCACCAGGGUCACCACAGAAGGAUUUAUCUCCAGCAGUGGCUUCACAGCAGGACAAAACGCCAGUGGACAAAUCAACUCCAACCCCUGUCCAACAUCCUCCACACCAAGAGUCUCCACAACAACAAGAGCAACAACCUCAGCCUCUAACAGGGACACCGAAAGGAGAGCCCGGGAAGCCUCAACAACAGGUUCCAAAAGGUGGAGCCUCUUAUGCAAAAUCUAUACCACCACCACCACAGGCCCAGCCCACCAAGCAGGAGUCAGGAGGCUUCUUUGGCUUUGGUGGUGCUAAAUCUCAGCCUGCUCAGUCAAAGCCUGAAGACUCAGUGUCUGGGAAGAUGUUUGGCUUUGGCUCCUCUAUCUUCAGCUCUGCCUCCACUUUGAUCACCUCAGCUGUUCAGGAUGAGCACCGCACCACACCUCCAGCUUCCCCCAAGGUGUCUAUGACUCCUGCUUUAGUGAAAGAGACCCCAGCACCAGGCUCGUCACAGAAGAAGGAGGUAUCCCCGACAGUGGUCUGCCAGCAGGACCAGAAGCCAGUGGACAAACCGACUCCAACACUUGUCCAACAACCUCCACAACAGAAGACUCUACAACAACAAGGACAGCCUCCGCAGCCCUCAGCAGAGGCACCAACAUCAGAGCCUGAUAUAUCAAUAGUUGAAGCUGCUAAAGCAGCAGACACUCAAAAUCCGGCAAGCCCAGUGCCUGCUCAGAAGGCUCCACUGGAGAACCGGAGAACAUCAGAACCUCCUAAACCACCACAGCAGCCCAGCCCUGGGCGUAGGGAGAGUAGUGCCUUCCCAGCCACAAAGCAACCCCCCAAGCAGGAAUCAGGAGGCUUAUUUGGCUUUGGAGGUCCCAAAUCUCAGUCUGCCUCCUCAAAGCCUGAAGAGUCAGUGUCUGGGAAGAUGUUUGGCUUUGGCUCUUCCAUCUUCAGCUCUGCCUCCACUUUGAUAACCUCAGUUGUUCAGGAUGAGACCCGCACCACACCGCCAGCUUCCCCCAAGAUGUCUGCACUGGCCCAGACCUCUCCCAAGAUGCCCCCUGCAAACGAGACCAAACUACCUGCUGCUCAGAAAGCAGAGGAGAAGAAGGCAGCGCAUCCCCAGAAGGCCAAUGUCCCCCCAUCAGUACAGGCCAAAGUGGACAAACCCCCAUCAGCGCCUCCAAAGGGAGCAGCAUCCUCCCAACCAGCUCCCAAAGCAGGCCAAUCUACCUGUCCACUCUGCAAGGUGGAACUCAACAAGGACUCCAAGGAUCCUCCCAACUACAACACCUGCACAGAAUGCAAGAACACUGUCUGCAACCUCUGUGGAUUUAACCCCAUGCCACAUGAAACAGUAAAGGAAUGGCUCUGUCUGACCUGCCAGAUGCAGAGAGCACAUGGAGCAAUGGAACCCCCAGAACCUCCCAUGAUGAAAUCCCAACCGUUGCCCAGCAUAGUCUCUACACCUGUUGCACUUCAAAAGGAGAAUGUCACACCUGCUGCAUCUCAAAAGCCGACCCCAGCUCCAGCGAAACCCCAGAAGGAGGAGAUCCCAGUUCCUGCGGCUGGCCAAAAAGAGAUCACUCCACCCACUGUACCUCAGCAGACACACAUUCCUGCUGGAACCCCAGCACCAAAUGCAGACAAAAAGGAGGCGAUCUCAGCACCAGGAUCCACACAAAAUAAACAUAUUCCAACCUCUGUGGCUGCGAUGAAGAACCAGGAACCUACAAUUAGUCAGAAACCAGUGGACCAACCAAUUCCAGCCACACCCAAAACCAGUGGAGCUGCUACACCUGUACAGCAGCCAGAAAAGCAAACACCUCCACUGCAACAGCCUGCUACAAAGGCAUCACAACAAGUACAGCCCCAGCAAGCUCCAAAGCCAGACCCCAAAACUGCCCCCCUAAAGCAGGAGCAUGGACAUCCUCCACAACAGCUUCCAAAAGGAGGGAGCUCUCCUGCCAAUCCUGUACCGGAGCCACAUGCCCCACCCGCAAAGCAGUCAGGAGGCUUCUUUGGCUUUGGUGGUGCUAAAUCUCAGCCUGCUCAGUCAAAGCCUGAAGACUCAGUGUCUGGGAAGAUGUUUGGCUUUGGCUCCUCCAUCUUCAGCUCUGCCUCCACGUUGAUCACCUCAGCUGUUCAGGACGAGCCCGCUUCCCCCAAGGUGUCUGCAGCAGCCCAGGCCUCUCCCAAGAUGUCCCCUGCAAACAAGACCAAACUACCUGCUGCUCUGGGAUCAGAGGAGAAGAAAGCAGAGCAACCCCAGCAGGCCAAGGUUCCCCCAUCAGUACAGACCAAAGUGGACAAACCCCCAUCAGCGCCUCCAAAGGGAGCAGCAUCCUCCCAAUCAGCUCCCAAAGCAGGCCAAUCUACCUGUCCACUCUGCAAGGUGGAACUCAACAAGGACUCCAAGGAUCCUCCCAACUACAACACCUGCACAGAAUGCAAGAACACUGUCUGCAACCUCUGUGGAUUUAACCCCAUGCCACAUGGAUCAGAGAAGGAAUGGCUGUGUCUCAACUGCCAGACCCAGAGGGCUCUCUCUGGACAACUGGGAGACAUGGGAAAGAUGGCCCAGCCCCAACCCAUCAAGAUCCACGCCCAGCCCACACCACUCCCUGUAGUCGCAACCACCAAGACAGAGCCCCAGCCUCCAGCAGCAGCAAGCAGCCAGGCCCAGCCUUUCCCUAAAACACAGCCCCCAUCCCAGGCUGUCACCUCAGUGCCCACUCUGCCUACACCAACACCUGACCUUGCACAAAUGGAGCUGGAACCAAAGAUAGAAGUCCCCAAGGCUGAAGCUCCCAUGACGGUCGCCAAGGCUGAGGCUCCUGAGACGGAAGUCCGUAAGGUGGAGAUCACCAAAACAGAGGCACCAAAAAUGGAGCCUUCUGUGGCAGAGUUUCCUAAGGUUGUGCUGCCUAAACCUGUACCACCUAAAUCUGAACCACCCAAAACUGAUGCUCCAGCAGUAGCUGCUCCAGUUGCCUCUGUCCUAGUGACUGAGGCCAUGACUCCUCCUGCUCCUCUGUCCACCACAGUGGCUACUGCUGUUGCUGUCACUCCAGCCACUGUGGAGGAGAAGCCAGAGGCUGAGGCUCAACCAACAGAGCUACCUAAACCAGCAGAGGAGAAGGUUGAGAAGCAAGCGAAACAACAGGAACCGCUUUAUGUUGCUCCACAACCAGUCCAAACUGAUACUAUCAAGGAAGUGGCCACUCCAUUGGUUGAAAAGGUGGAUGAUGUCCUUCCUGAACCUCAGCAAAUACUCACUGAGAAGGAGACUGUGAAGGAGAAGGAGAAAGAGCCAACUGCAGCCUGCCUCCUAGCAGACCAGGUAGUAGCUGAGGUACCAUCCAGCCCAGCCAGUUCAUUUGAGGCUGACAUCAAGCCUGAGGACUAUAGUGACAAGAGCCAUGAUGGACCAGACAUAUUUCCCAUCUCACAGGGCUCCUACACCUCCGAUGGGGAGCUGGAUGAGUUCCAGACAGUCAGAGAUGUCCCUAUCAUGGACACAACCCCUGACACAGCCAUGCCUGCCAAGGAGGAGGGGAAUGGGGCAAAGAGGCUUCUGAGUUAUGUGCCGAUGGAGGAGAGCAGCGGGAGCGAACCCUCUCCCUCGCCCAAGCUCCAGAGACGGAGGUUAAGUGCGAUAGCGGUCAGCACGGCAGCCUCAUCCAGCAGCGAGGACUACAAAGAUGACAGCCCUACAGACAGCCCUCCAGACAGCCCAGACUCAUUCGUGAAUGAGGAGGAGUUAAUACGCAGGCAGAUCAUGGGGAUGAUGGGAGAGGAGGAGAUGUCUCUCUCAGAGGAGGAUGGAAAAAAAGAGAAAGAGAGCAGAGUUGAGGAGACCAUGGAUGCUGUGGUGGAUAACAUAUCAUGUAAAGCCAAGACUCUGUUAAAAAAAGGCAGUAUAGAUGAUGAAGACAGCCCAGCCAGGAUACCUUCUCUGCCAUGGUCUGAGCCUAAAUCUAUUGUAGAGAGUGCUGCACUCACUGAGGAAAUCCCUGUGUAUAAGAAAGCCUUGCCCAUGAUGCCGCAGAGAACGAAGAGCAUGGACGAUGGGGAUUCAGUGGUGGAGAGCAUCACAGAUUCUCUGGAGGACAGGUCCAAAGGUGAGGGGUCAUCCAGCGUCCAAGUGUCCAGCUUCACACCUGGAACCUCCCCCACCUCAGCCUCUUCUCUGGAGGAGGACAGCGACAGCAGCCCCAGCCAUAAGAGGAGUGGGGAGGGGAAACAGCCCCGCAAGGCCAAGCACAGGCAUACCGGCCAGCCAUUCCCCACCAUCGAGGACUCGUCAGAGGAGGAGGAGCUCAGGGAGGAGGAGGAUCACCUCAAGGAGCAGGAGAAACCAAAGGAUUCGGACCAGCAGCAGGGGAAGAGGAUCUCCAAGAAGUCGAAAAGGGAUAAAGAUGAUCUCCGAGCUCAGAGGAGAAGGGAUAUCCCUCUAACCUCACCCUGUAACCUGUCUUCCAUUGAUGAUGCCUCGCCCACUGAGGAGGCAAGGCAGGCUAGGGAGAUGGAAGCACUUCACAGGACAUCAGUCUCUGACUAUUUUCCUAGCAUGGAGUCUGAUUCAGACGCCUUUCACACAGAGACCAGGAUAGUUGUCCCUAAAGGACAGAAGUUCAGUACUGCAAAGCCACUAAAGAGUGUAGAGGAUGAAUAUGAGGAGAUGCUUCAGAUAGCUAGAUCUCCUAAAGGAGAGACAGAGCCAUUCCCUGAGAUAGAGCCACUCUACGGAGGCAUGGCCAUAGAGGACUACCUCUACGAAUCCCUAGUGGAGGAGCCUGAAGCUAAACGUACUUCAGCCCGACCGGAGCAGCCCAGUAAAGACCCCGCUAAAGAGCCGGGGAAGAAAGGUUUGAGGUCUCCUGAAGAGGUGUAUGAGGAGAUGAUGCUGAAGAAGAAGGAACUGAUGUUGAUAGAGCAGGAGUUUCAGAAGGUUCAGUCAGCUAUCAACAUUCCAAAUCCUGAGAUACAUGUUACUGCACCAUCCUCUGCUGCAGCUGAGAGCUGCAGAGUUGGUGAGGCUGAGGGAGAGAAGCCUAUGUUAGAUGCUGGUUCUACCUACGUUAAGAGGAAGAAACGUCCUGCUCCACCACGGCCCUCUGAACCUCCUAAACGGCCUGAGGUAGACGUUGCCAAGCCAACAGUUCCUCAGGAUAUGACUAUGAGGAGGGCUCUUUUCCCUAUACCGGACUUGAAGAUCACCCAGUGUUCCUCUGGAGAGGAUGAGACGGACGAUAGUAUAAUAGAGGAGUAUGGAGUGGGAGUGUCCUCUGAUAUUACCCCUAUUUAUGAGUCUGAGACUAAAAAAGAGCUAGAGUCCACUUCAGUUUCAGAGCAUGCACCAACAACAGAGGUAGCUGACAUUGAACCCAUCACUGUGAUGUGUGAGGUUUCCCCAGCUACAGCUACUCCAGGUCCUGUCUUUGCCCCUGAGACAGUUCUAGCCUCCAGUACGACCACCACGCCUUCACAGGUCUCUCCAGUAUCAUCUCCCACCUCACCAUCGACUCCAGACUCGAGUAUAGCCUCCAAUGCUACGUCCUCCUCCUCUUUCCAAGCUCGAAGUCCUCUCUCUUCCGACUCUACUGCAGUGUCUUCUCCGACAGUAGACUUGGCCAAAGCAGCAGGUCCCUUUGCAGCUCAGCCGCCUAUUGAUAUCUCCCCUCCUUCUAUCGCUCCCAUUAUGGCUGUUUCUCCAACCACAGUUUUGGUCACAAUACAAGAUGUGGUGAAAGAUCCAACCCAAGCACCAACACCAGCUACAACUACAGCCGAUGCUACAGCUUCUCCAGCCCAAGCCCCAGCACCUGCCUCAGUGGUGGUACAGAUACCUGAUCCAUAUGCAGUCCAAAUGCCAGACCUAGUUAAAUCUCCAUCCCAGAUGGCUGCUCAGGUUCUACCUUCUGUGCAGGUCAGAGCACAAACUCCAAUACCAAGCCCAGUACAUUCUCAAGCACAAUCUCCAGUCCCAGCUGCUCCUAGUGCUGUGCCAACUCCAGUCUCUGCUCCAACUCCUGCCCCAGCUCCAGUUGUAGUCCAAAUGCCAGACCUGGUUACCAUCACCUCUCCAGUUUCACCCCAAGCCCAACUACCUGUGUCAGCCCCAGCUCCUGUCCAGGCUACAGUGGUGCAUUCAGUCCCUGUCCAGGCUGCUGCUCCAACCCCAGUAGUAGUACCAGCUGUAGGGACACCCCGAAUCCAGAGACAAGCCUCCACCAAAAAAGCCCCACCUCCUCCUCCACCUCGCUCUAUGUCAGUCUCCCUGCCCCAGACCUCAGCAGAGCCUAACUCAAUCAGGGCUGUCCAACAUGUCUCCCCGACCAUGACCACCGCUAUAGCCAUUGGAGCAGGUCUGCCUAGCCAGCCCAUACAGUCUGUGGUGGUGGAUAUACAGCCACAGAUGGAGCAGGUCAGGCCAAAGGGUGGUGCUGGCCCUCAGGUCAUGAUGACCCCAACCAGACAGGGGCAUGUGGUCAUCAUAGUUCCUAAUGUGGAGAACAUGUCGCUGCUCAGCCAGUCGACCCAAGACCUUGUGGCAUACUCAGUGGCAAUAACUACCACUUCUACUGUUGAUAAAGGCAGUAGUCUGAUGGCAGCAGGGCCUGUGGUUGUGAGUGUUGCUCCUUUCCCUACUGCUCCCUCUGUUCCUGCUGUACCCAGCUCAGACAUAUGUAUACCUGUGGCAGAUACACCACCACCUCCACCUCCUCCCACUCCUCCACCACCUCCUGCCACCUUACCCAAGCCAGCGGUUUAUCCCAAAAAGCCUUCUGUUUCCACCCCACCUUCAGUCUCAACCACAGUACCAGUCUCAACUGCUGUGACAAUGGCACAGGCAACUGUAACAACCACAGGCCCCAGUCCAGUACACAAGGCAUCUGCACCCCCUCCAGUCCCUCCCAAGCCUGUGUCCAUCCCUGCAGGGCUGGUGUUCAGCCACCGUCCAGGGGAAAGCAUCAAACCUCCAGUGGUUCCCACCGCUAGCCACACACUUCCCAGGACCAGAGAAGUGGUACCAAAUGCCAGCAUAGCAAAGCCAUUCACAGCCACAACACUGCCCAGGACCAGAGAACCUCCCAAUGCCCUGUAUCUGAGUCUGACCACCCCAGUGGAGCCCAAGAUGAGUGCUGCCUCGCCCAGGUCCCCUUUGUCUCCGAGGUAUGCCAAUUGUCUGGAAACGUAUGUGGUGAUAACGCUUCCCUCAGAGCCUGGCACACCCACAGAGGGCAUCACUGUCCAAGCCCCCAUCAGGAGAGGAUCCAUCCCCUCCACUAUGCAGACAUGCCCAAGGGAUAGGACUACACCUUCAGAACAACAGUCACCCAUUACGGCCUUCUCAGCCCAGGCCACUGUCAGGAGAGCGUCAGUUCCCUCAUUGAGGCAGCUGCCACCACCAACAGCAGCAAUAGUACCAGUCGAAGUAGCAGCACCCCUAGAGGGAGUCACUGCAAAAGCAAGGCAGCCUUCCAUGCCAUCAGCUAUGCAGCCUCCACACGGUGUGGCUGAGGUGGUUACCAUUUCAGCAGGGUCAGAGAUGCCUAUUCAGGUACACAGUGUCAGAGCUCCAAUAAAGAAACCGUAUAUACCUCCAACAGCCCAGCCACAACAGAACGUGUUUGACGUUAGGACAAUGCCAUCAGAGCCACAGGUUCCUGUAGAAGUGUCUGCAGCUCAAGCUUCUGGUAGAAGGGCAUCAAUACCUGAUGUACCUCAGCAGCCACAAUAUGUGGCUGCUUUACCAACAAAGCAGGUCAUACCUACAGAUGUAGUUUCAACUGAGGCCAUGCCUGGAAGAGCAUCAAUACCAUCAGGAAUGCAACAACCACAAACCAUGGGAGGGUUGUUAGCAAUGUCCUUAGAAGCUAUGCCCCCAACCAUCCAUCAGUCAGCAUCACUGAUAGAGGUGGUUUCAACUGAGGCCAUCUCUAGAAGAGCAUCAAUACCAUCAGAAAUGCGGCAACCACAAACCAUGGGAGAGUUAUUAGCAAUGUCCUUAGAAGCUAUGCCCCCAACCAUCCAUCAGUCAGCAUCACUGAUAGAGGUGGUUUCAACUGAGGCCAUCUCUAGAAGAGCAUCAAUACCAUCAGAAAUGCGGCAACCACAAACCAUGGCUGAGGUAAUGCCCUUACAGCAGGAGAAACCUACCGAAGCUAUUGCCAGCCAAGUCCAUGUAGAAGCUACACCCUCAACCAUGCAUCAGUCACCAUCACUGAUAGAAGUGGUUUCAACUGAGUCCAUCUAUAGGAAAGAAUCAAUACCAUCACAAAUGCAGCAGCCACAAACCAUGGCAGAGGUAGCAACAAUGCCCUUACAGCAGGAGAUACAUAUCAAAGCUAUCACCAGCCAAGUCCAUAUAGAAGCUUCACCCUCAACCAUGCAUCAGUCACCAUCACUGAUAGAAGUGGUUUCAACUGAGGCCAUCUCUAGAAGAGUGACAAUGCCAUCAACAAUGGAGCAACCACAAACCAUGGCAGAGGUAGCAGCAAUGCACUUACAGCAGGACAUACCUACUGAAGCUAUUGCCUGCCAAGUCCAUGUAGAAGCUACACCCUCAACCAUGCAUCAGUCACCAUCACUGAUAGAAGUGGUUUCAACUGAGGCCAUCUAUAGGAAAGAAUCAAUACCAUCACAAAUGCAGCAGCCAAAACCCAUGGCAGAGGUAGCAACAAUGCCCUUACAGCAGGAGAUACAUAUUAAAGCUAUCACCAGCCAAGUCCAUAUAGAAGCUUCACCCUCAACCAUGCAUCAGUCACCAUCACUGAUAGAGGUGGUUUCAACUGAGGCCAUCUCUAGAAGAGCAUCAAUACCAUCAGAAAUGCAGCAACCACAAACCAUGGCUGAGGUAAUGUCCUUAAAGCAGGAUAUACCUACCGAAGCAAUCGCCAGCCAAGUCCAUGUAGAAGCUACACCCUCAACCAUGCAUCAGUCACCAUCACUGAUAGAAGUGGUUUCAACUGAGGCCAUCUAUAGCCUCGCAUCAAUACCAUCACCAAUGCAGCAGCCACAAACCAUGGCAGAGGCAGCAGGAAUGCCCUUACAGCAGGAGAUACCAUCAAUAGCAUCAGCUGCACCGCAACCCCAAGCAGUGGCCGAAGUGAGGACUUUGCAUUCAGAGUAUGAAAUGCCUACGGAAGUUAGAACAACUGAGGCCACUACCACUAGAAGGACAUCCAUAUACUCUGUAGCACAACAACCAUACACAUUGGUUGAAGUGAUGACUUACCCAUCAGAAUAUGAAACACCCAUCCAGGUGGUUACAACUGAGGCUAUUUCCACUACAAGAAGAGCGUCUAUAACCAUGCAGCAACCCCUUAGUAUGGCCCAGGUUAUCACAAUGCCUGCAGAGCCAGACGUAGAGGCAUAUGCUGCCCAAGUCCCAUACAGGAGAGGAUCCAUCCCCUCAGCAGUGCAACCACCACAGGCAGUACCAGAAGUGCUGAUUUAUUCAUCAGCGCAUGAGACCCCCCUGGAAUUCAUUACAACUGAAGCCUACACCAGGAGAAUGUCAGUUCCAUCUAUCCAGGAGAUUCCCCAGACCGUCCCGGUGGCUCCAGUCACCAUCACCAGGAAAUUCCACCAUGAGUCAAUCGAGAGCCAGGAGAUCCAUGGGCCUGAAAAGGUGGUGAACAGCCUGAGCCACAUGUACUCCUCAUCUAUCUCCACCUCAGCCCAGCCCCCGGAGAGCCUGCCCAGCCUGGUCACUCAGGUGGUCACCACCGAGGUUCAGAGAACCACUGUGUCUUUGGUCCAUGAGAGGCUGCCCCAGGUUCCUGCAUCCAAUGGAGUGGCCAUCACCAUCCAGCCAGACUUGGUUAAAGUCCAGCCCUCUCCCAAACAGAACGGGAAGAUCUACUCCGGUGAUGCCAUUGACCUCCGCACCAUUAAGGUUGGCGUGAAGAUGACCGAUUCAGGGAUGGACUUGACGCCUCAGGAAUCAAGUCGCCAGUUCAUCUGUAGCACCUCUAGUGGCCGACAUACAGCAGUGCAGCCAGAGAUAGUGAACUUGAGUGCUGAGAUCACCCCUUCCACUACGCUAUCUGUUGUCACUGAUAGCAUCACUAUCGUCACCUGUUCAGACACCAGCGAGCCAGCAGAAAUACCUUUAGAUUUGCAGGGUUAUGUUGCCUCCAUGCCUCUCCCUCUCACCACAUACAAACCAUUCCAGCCUCUGGCACAGAUAGUGUACAGGCGGGUGGACUCUCCGCCUAUCAUCAACACAGUGUUAGCCACAGACACAGUGACACCAAUCAACCUGUCUUAUGGAACCUCCAUGGUAAAUAGCAGACUUCCAGUGACCAUGGCCCCCGCUAUCACCAACGUGGGAGAUAUGCUCUCAGAGCCGGCAGGGGUUGUGGAUCUGUCCACCUCUAGACCCCUCAGGGCCAUGGUGGCUCUGUCUGACAAGAGCUCUGGUGUGGUGACCACAGUCAUAGAGGAUGAUGGGACACCCAUAGAUCUGACAGCUGGGAGGAAUGUGUGCUGUGAUGUCAUCUACAAGCUACCCUUCACAGGGAGUUGUAGGACGAAGCCGCCGGUUAUUACCCAGCCUGACAACCGCUUCGGCUACAGAGACGACCACUACCAGUAUGAUCAUGCUGGGGUUUACGGCAUCAAGGGCCUGAACGGCAAGGCCAUGUCUGAGACCAACCUGGCAGAUGCAGGACUGUUCCUCUAUGAUGGAAAGACCAGAUAUAACUAUAACGGAGCCUCGGACAGUGCAAUAGACCUGACAGCUGCUAAUAUGUCCGCAGGUGAAGCUCUAGACUACACCAGUAAAGCUGCUGGGGCGUAUACGGGGAUAUCCACUGCUCCAUAUUCCCAGGUCCCUGCUUAUAGUGUCUUUAGAUCCUCAGACGGAAUGGUAUACUCCUCCAUAGCAGCCCCUGUUCUUUCUACAGACGCCAUCACCACUCAGCCAGGUUCCAUCUUCAGCACCACCCUACCUCCUACCACAACCCUCCAGGAGCAGCCAGCACCAGCUCCACAUCCCUAUGGCUUUAUUCCCACCAGCGACCCUGGCCAACAGAUCAUCAGCCUGGACACUAGCCUGCCCAAGGACCUGCUGCCCAGUGCUCUGGCUGACAUCAUGACUGGCUUCCCUGACCUGUACUCUGACCAGACACUGGAGGCCAUCGCAGCCUCUCUUGACGCCCUGGCUUCAUCGCCCAUGUUCCCCGGUCUGGAUGACAGCAAGAUCACCCAGUACCAGAUGGAGAGGGAGUUCCUGGAGCUGGAGAAGCUGAAGCAGCUGUGUCUGGCUGAGGAGCUGGAGUGGGAGAGGCAGGAGAUCCAGCGCUACCGUGAACAGGAGCAGAUCAUGGUGCAGAGGGAGCUGGAAGAGCUACAGGCUCUGAAACAACAACUGUUAAUGCAACAGGAAGAGGAGCACCAUGCGCAACUUAUAGCCCAGCAGGAGACCUACAACCAGCAGAGGCAACAGUUAGAGCAGAUCCAACAACUCCAGGUGCAGCUACAGCACCAGCUAGAUGAGCACUGCAGUACUACAGGGUCAGACAACCUGCUAGAGAAGCAGUAUACAGGGGUUGGGGAUAACGGCCAAUACUGGCCUGUUAGGGAUGAGUCCACCACCUCAUCCACUGUCACCCAGCUAGAGCGUGGUCAGUAUGUAACCAGCGAGGGUCAGAGAGAGGGUGGAGGUCAGGACCAGCUGCAGCUCAGUAGGAAACAACCAGCAGGGUCUAACCAGCCUGGGGACCAGGGGUAUGGUACAGGAGUGGUAGGGAAGAGGAUAGUGGACAGUGGGGUCCAGACAGACGAUGAGGACUCAGUAGACAGGAUGUAUGUAGGGAGGAGGAAGAGGAACAACAGGAGGGGUGUAGACAGCAGUGUUCAGACUGAUGAUGAGGAGGACCAAGAGGAUGAGUGGGACAUGCCAACCAGGUCGAGGCGGCGCUCCCGCUCCAGUAAGCACAGCGGUGAGGGGAAACACGGUGUCUCUAAGGUCUCCAGCAUUGCCAUCCAGACUGUUGCAGAGAUCUCUGUCCAGACCGACCACUCCGGGAGCAUCAAACGCCCCAGCAUCCAGAUGGACACUAAGGUGGAGAUCAUCAAACACAUCUCAGCCCCAGAGAACUCUCAGAGAGGUGGCAGUCUCAGCUGCCAGACAGACGCAGACCGGAGGCACCACUCACCGGCAGACAUCACCCCCAAGUCCCCCAAGGUGCUCUACUCCCCUGCGUCCACGUCCACCCUCUCCUCCAGUAAGGCCAUGGAGGGAGGGCAAAAGAUGCCGACCACUGACCCGACCAGGUUUUCCUCCAGCCCUAGGAUGCUGAAGCCUGGACAGAAGUCUAUGUCUGACCCAAAAUCUCUCAGCCAUACCAUCGAGGACAGGAUAGGCUACCACUACUCAGACAACUACUCUGGCCAGGGCUCUUCGUCAGGCACUGGAAAGAAGGUGAAGAGGACCCUUCCCAACCCACCCCCUGAAGAUGACCCUCUGACCGGCCCGUCAGGUUACAGCACCAACUCAGCCCGCCGCCGGCUUGGCCGUCACACCACCAUGGCCCGGGCCAAGAUCCUGCAGGACAUUGACAAGGAGCUGGAUCUAGUGGAGAGAGAGUCAUCCAAGCUCCGCAGGAAACAGGCCGAGCUAGAUGAGGAGGAGAAAGAGAUUGAUGCCAAGCUGAGGUACCUUGAAAUGGGCAUCAACCGUCGUAAGGAUGCCCUGCUUCAGGAGAGGGAGAAAAGAGAGAGGGCCUACCUGCAGGGUGUGGCUGAGGAGAGAGACUACAUGUCAGACAGUGAGGUCAGCAACAUCAGGGAGACCAGAGGUAGCAACCACGGCCUGGAGAGACCCAGGACAGCUCCCCAGUCAGAGUUUGACCAGUUCAUCCCCCCUCAGACUGAGGCUGACUCUCAGUACUCCACUCUAACCAGUCCCUACUCCCACUACGCCCAGUAUGUCCCCCAGACCAAUGCCACCAGCCACUACCCACAGCAGACCCUGUACCAGCAACAGGCCCUCUACCAGCAGCACCCCUACCAAAGUCAGUCAGUCUACUCCUCUGUACCCAGCCUGUCCUACCCCCAGGCCUCCCACUCCCACCAGCAGGCCCAGCCCUCAGGCUACCAGUCCAAGAACAACACCAACUACGAGGUGAUCCGGAACCAGCCCAUCAUCAUUGUACCCUCCUCCAGCGAGGGGGGGUAUGGGGUGGGGAAGUACAACAGCCUGGAACUGAGGAUGGGUCUGGAGGAGAGGAGAAUGGCCUCCAGCCACAUGUCUAAUAUAUCUACUGAGUCAUUCUACGCUGACAUCGACCACCACAACGCCAGGAACUAUGUUCUGAUAGAGGACAUAGAGCAGCUGACUAAAGGCUCUGCAGGGCUGGGGUCAGGAUUCAGCCUGCCUGAUAAGGACCUGUCCAAGGCUGACAGGCUGCUCCGAACUGCUGAAGCCAGGCGCACUGCAGAGGUGGCUGCGUUCCUGGGUAACUCGCGUCUGCACAGCUACGGUAAAGGAGAGGAGGACUCUAUGGAAGAGCCCUAUGAGCUGAAGCUCCUGAAGCAACAGAUAAAGCAAGAGUUUAGACGAGGGACGGAGGGUCUGGAGCACCUCUCAGGCCUGGGCAUGCCCCAGUACCUCUCCACUGACCCCAGCUACAGACACUUCCCAAAGGCUGACAAGUACAGCAUCAGCCGGCUGACCUUGGAGAAACAAGCUGCCAAGCAGCUUCCUGCCGCCGUGCUCUACCAGAAACAGAUCAAGAACCAGAAGAAGGCAGCCCUGAUGGACCCCAAGAUAACAAAAUUCUCCCCCAUCCAGGAGAGCAGAGACCUGGAGCCAGACUACAGCAGCUUCCUGGGUUCUGGAGUCUCAUCUGUCACCAACCUGUCCACGCGAGCCAGACUGCUUCAGGAUGAGAUCAACUUUGGCCUGAAGAAGAACCUCUCUGAGCAGCAGAAGUACCUGGGCUCCUCUCUGGGAACUAACCUGGCUGGCUCUCUGAGCCAGUCCCUUAGCCUGGGGGGACCCACCAUGAGGUCCACCCUACAGGAUGACACCACCUACCCCAGCGGCACGAGCUCUCGCCCUUCCUCACGACCCAAUUCCCGCCCCACUUCUGUCUAUGGCCUGGAUCUUUCCAUCAAACGGGACUUGUCCAGCUCCUCUCUCAGGCUGAGGAGCGAGGGAGAAGCCCUGGAUGCAGCGUUCGGCUCCGGGCUGGCCAGGACCAAGCCCACCAGCCUGCCCAUCGGGCGCAUCCCCAUCGUGGCUCAGAACUCAGAAGAGGAGAGCCCUCUGAGCCCGGUGGGAGAGCCGAUGGGCAUGGCCAGAGCCUCAGCUGGUCCUCUACCACCCAUCUCAGCUGACUCCAGAGACCAGUUUGGCUCCAGCCAUUCCCUGCCGGAGGUCCAGCAGCACAUGAGGGAGGAGUCCAGGGCUACACGAGGACAUAGUGGGGUCUACGACAGAGACAUAGCUUUCAUCAUGGAUGAUCUGGGGGGAGCGAUGUCUGACAGUGAAGCCCUAAAUGACUCCAUGCUGACACUGAACAGAGAUGAUCCCAGAAUCUUUCAUGAGAGUAUCAGACACGCCGGAGGCCCCAACUGGAACAUAGAAGCCUACCACCUGAGGAGGGAGGACACUGACUGGUUUGACAAGCCUGCAGAGAGACAACAUCGGGUAAACGGACAAGCUCUGGACAGGAGACAGAUGAAGUUGAUUCCCUAUGUGUAUCCUCACACCCGGAUCAAAGUACAGAGAGACCCCAAGGACAGCAGCGUUUCAGGGAAUGGCCUGGGGAUUCGUGUGGUGGGAGGGAAAGAGAUUCCUGGGAGUCGUGGUGAGAUAGGAGCUUACAUUGCCAAGGUUACACUCGGGGGAGUGGCUGAACAGACAGGGAAAGUGGUGGAAGGAAUGCAGGUAUUGGAGUGGAACGCGGUUCCUCUGAUGGGGAAGACCUACGAGGAGGUGCAGUACAUUAUGAGUCAGCCGUGUGCAGAGGCGGAGCUCUGUGUCAGACUUGAUCUGAACAUGCUGUCUGACCCUGAUCAUCCCCAGGCCCUGGAGAACCACGCCCAGCUGAAGCCUGGUGACAGGCAGCGUUCUCCAGGAGUGGAUCCUAAGCAGCUGGCUGCAGAGCUGCAGAAGGUGUCCCAACAACAGGCCCCUGGGAUGGGGAUGGGUGUGGGGGGGCCAGUAGGGGUCCUUUCUGCCCUGGACCGCUCAGCUCUGUUACACUCAGGCAAUGCAUCGGCCAGCUCUAGUGCCGUCCCUAGCCCCGGCCAGCCUGCCUCCCCAGCCAUCAACAAGAAACAACGCCACAGCACCAAGUCAACAGCAGACGUGCAACUGCUGAAGCCUCAGCCUCGUCCUGUAACAGGGGAAAUACAGCUCCAGAUCCACUACGACAGGAACCUGGGGAACCUGAUAGUGCAUGUCCUCCAGGCCAGGAACCUUGCACAGAGAGACCCCAAAGAAUACUCUGACCCCUUUGUCAAGGUCUACCUCCUACCAGGGAGAGGACAAGUCAUGGUAGUCCAGAACGCAAGUGCUGAGAACAAGAGGAGGACCAAGUACGUCCAGAGGAGUCUGAACCCAGAGUGGAACCAGACUGUCAUCUACAAGAACAUACACCUGGAACAGCUAAAGAAAAAGACUCUGGAGGUGACAGUGUGGGAUUAUGACAGAUCUUCCUCCAAUGACUUCCUGGGAGAAGUGUUGAUAGACCUGUCUAACACGUCCCAGCUGGACAACACUCCUCGCUGGCUGCCUCUGAAGGAGCAGAGUGAGAGCAUCGAGCUCAGCAGAACCCACCACACCGCCCAGGGGCCUGGGGGGCCAGGAGCAGGGCCAGGACAGGGGUCCGUAGCGGGGCAAGAACCAGGACAGGGCAUGGGGCCAGGGAUGGGCCAAGGACAGGGACAGGGGCAGGGACAGAUGGGGGAGUGCCAUGAGUCUCCUAAGAACUCUGUGAUAAAGAGCAGGAGUCACGGGAUCUUCCCUGACCCAGCAAAAGACAUGCAGAUGGUGACUCUAGAGAAAUCCCACAGUAGUCCAGGCAGCUCUAAGUCGUCUUCAGAUGGCCAGCUUCGUUCCCACGGUCCAUCCCGCAGCCAGAGCAAGAGCAGCGUCACGCAAGCCCACCUGGAGGAUGCUGGGAUAGCUAUAGCUGCCGCCGAGGCCGCCGUGCAACAGUCCCGCCUCCAACCAAGACCAGGCCACAGGUUGGGGGAUGUGUCAGGGCCGGUGGUGUCCUCAGCCCCCAGUCUGAUGGAGGGGUAUGGGGGUCUGGAUGGAGACGAGGGGGCUGGCACAGGGGUGGACAGCGCCAUCUUCCAGGUCCCAUGCAUAGGGAAGAUCAUCCCCAACGGUCCUGACAAGUUUAGAGGACUGCCACUCUCGCUAUCAGACAGCGAGGGGGGUGGGGGUAAGACCCAGGUGAUGGGGGAGAUCAAGGUGGCUCUGAAGAAGGAGGUGAAACAAGAGGGAGACCAGCUGAUCCUGGAAGUCCUACAGUGUAGAAACAUCACUUACAAAUUCAAGAGCCCAGACCACCUACCAGAUCUCUAUGUGAAGCUGUAUGUGGUGAACGUUGCGACUCAGAAGAGGAUUAUCAAGAAGAAGACCAGAGUGUGUCGUCACGACAGAGAACCCUCCUUCAACGAGACCUUUAAGUUCAGCCUCAACCCCACCGGACACUCCCUGCAGUUGUUCCUGGUGUCUAACGGGGGUAAGUUUAUGAAGAAGACCCUGAUAGGAGAGGCCUACAUCUGGCUGGACAAGGUGGACAUGAGGAAGAGGGUGGUCAGCUGGCACAAGCUGCUGGUCAGCUCCACACACAACCAGUCCUGAGAGAUCAACUUGAGAGGACACCGAGGGGUCAACCAGAGGUCAGUGAAGAUCAAUGAAUACUCUUGGUCAAUGGCUGUUCUUUGUCAAGACGAGGAGGAGGAGUUGAGUUACACAGUGCCCUUCAUCCCCUUUGUGUUAUUCUGUAUGAAAAGAAAAGAGAGGGGGAGGAGAAGAAGAGAUAAGAGGGAAGGAAGAGGGGUUGCGGGUACGGACAUGCCCAGAAAGAACUGAUCCUCCUAUUCCCUCUCCCACUGCCAUACAUGGACUGUACCCUGAUUCUUAAUUGGACCAAAGACUGUCAGAGACUUUACCCUGAUUGGAUAGACUGCCAGCACACACACACACACACACACACACACACGCACCGAGGAAUGAAGAAGUCCUCCGCUGUAAGAGGACACACACAUCUCACCACCUCUCAGCUCUCUGCUCGACAUGUCGGAUGCAAAACCUGACGUCAAACAGGACUGGGCAGCAAUAUCACAAAGAUAGUUACCAUGAUGGAACUAAUCAUUUCUGUUCUGUCUGGAUCUGAUACUGUUGUUUAUGGCUUAUCAGAUCAUUAUCAUUAUUGUGAUUGAUCUGUGAAAAUGUCAGUCAGUCAGUGAGUGGGGCUCAAAUUGAUGUAUUUGUUUGUGUGUUUUUGUCCUUGGCUGCUUGAAAAAGUAUGGAAUGUUUGUUGUAAAAUUCUAUUUAUGUUGUGUACAAAAAGUACAGUGCAAUUAUAUGGUUGAUAAGUAAUUAACGAAACCUGACCAUACCUGAACUCUCAAGUCCAGUAGGUGGCAGUAAUGUACCAUUACAGUUUGUUGCCAACAGCCAUAAAACUCCAACUUGACCUUACCUGGAUAGAUGUACAUUACAUUACAUUUAAGUCAUUUAGCAGACGCUCUUAUCCAGAGCGACUUACAAUAAAUGUACAUUCAGAUUUAGAUAGAUAUAUGUCAGAAUAUGAAUCAUAUCAGAGACACAGUGUACAGAGAAAUGUUAUUUAUGACCAUAGAUACAUAAUUACAGAUGAUAUGAGGUGUCUCCUGUACAGUUUAUUCUAAAGACUACAUUCUGUACAGACAAGGGUAUGGAAGGAGCACAGACAAUCCAAUCCCUUUAGCUCUGGUGUUAUGCAGUUAUUCUGGGUGUUAUACAGUGGGAAAAUAGGAAAAUGCAGUUCAACUGGUGAAUGUAGAACUCAUAGCACAACUGAGACAGAGAGGAGAACUAGUACAUGGAUAUCCCUCCUCUUACAGGCGGGGAGAAGAGAACAGAUAGAAGAGAAUGUCAGGUCCCUUCCCUUCAAACUCAUGGCAGUCUGAUAUAUUGUGUAGUGAGCGUGUCCAUCCCAUAUACGGACAGCAGUGUGUAGGAAUCUUCCGCCCCUCCCCUUAUUAUGUCCUGAAAGUUACUCACUGAGGAAGAUCACAUGAUUUUACUGGACCCAUCAGGCUGGUUAUGUGUUUGUGAUGUCUUACGCACAUGUGACUGGAGGCUUAAACAAUUGUUUUGGUUUGAGAGCAAAACCGAGAUUGCCCGCCACCUUGACCAACCUGCAAUCGGACAGAGGGAUGUGUAGCCUCUCUCUGGUGAAGUGCUCUGCUCCCGUGUUUGUGCUGCUGGGCUGCUCACCUAUUCUAUGUUAAAGCACCAGUUAGACACACCUGUCCUCUGCGUGUGUGACAUCACAGUCUGGUUCUGUAAAAAAAAAAGUUUGUUUAACAGAACACCCAACAUCUUGCUGUAAACAGUACACUGUAAAUUGUACUCUGUAAACAGUACACUGUAAAUUGUACUCUGUAAACAGUACACUGUAAACAGUACACUGUAAAUUGUACUCUGUAAACAGUACACUGUAAACAGUACACUGUAAAUUGUACUCUGUAAACAGUACACUGUAAAUUGUACACUGUAAACAGUACACUGUAAACAGUACACUGUAAAUUGUACACUGUAAACAGUACACUGUAAAUUGUACACUGUAAACAGUACACUGUAAAUUGUACUCUGUAAACAGUACACUGUAAACAGUACACUGUAAAUUGUACUCUGUAAACAGUACACUGUAAACAGUACACUGUAAAUUGUACUCUGUAAACAGUACACUGUAAAUUGUACACUGUGCAGUCAGUGUCAGUGGAUGUAAUGUGACAACACAGUGAACCAGCCUUUGUCACUGCCUCUGAUCAAAGCUCUAAGUCAUUACCUAUGUCCCAGUCAUAACACGGGCAGGACACACUGAUACACCCUGAUAUAGAGUUCAGAUCUAUAGGCUCAGAACCAUAUGGCGCUACUGUUGUUAGUAUAUUAUUAUUGUCAGUGAUCUAUAUAGUGGAUCAUAGUGAACAACAUCAUCAAGUGACCCUACAGAGCUAGUACUCUGAACCCUACUGUCAGUGUCUGAAGGCAUAUCACUGAGCAACUAGGGAGGACAGAUGCAAUUUCCUAAUAAAUGAAGUCCAUAUCAGAGGCGCGAAAUUCAGACACUGAGUCAAGAUGUCACAAAUGUUCAUAAGACAAAAAAAACGUGAUUUUAAAGAGGGUUAGUUUUACAGAAAAUGAUAUUGUCGUGCCAACCUUGUUUUGUAAGCAAACCCAUUGGUUGUGUUGAAGUCAUUCUAUGCAACAUAGACCUUGUGUUUGAAUGCAUUUUCUUAACAUGUAAUAUCAGUGAACAUUGUGUCUGAAAAUAUGUAUCUUAUGAAUAGAAUUUUAAUUUAUUUUGGUUUAUAUAUUAUUGAAGAAAAGGAUAAAAAAAUAGAGAGAGAUUUUUUUACUACUUAACAGCUGUUAUCAUAUACAUGAAGCUUGUGCACUUUAGUAUUACAUCGUUGACUGAUUUCCUUGUCCUGUGUAACGUGUCAUGACAUGCAAGUUUAACUAUCUGUUCCAGUUAGUGUCUCCAUGUUGGGAUGAUGUUGAGUCAUGUUAUCUGUGCUGUAUGAAGAAGUUCAGACACCACUCUUUUCGAUUUCCAAGGCAAUAGAAAAACUCAAAAAACAUCUACAUUCACAGACAAUUUAAGGUACUCUGUAAACAGUACACUGUAAACAGUACACUGUAAAUUGUACUCUGUAAACAGUACACUGUAAACAGUACACUGUAAGGUACACAUGUGAGGAGACAUCAAUCUGUAUGUUUGAUACAACCACCAACAUGUAUGUAUAAAUCAAUGAUGAUGAGUCUGAGGAAAAGUAAUGAGAGGUUGUUUUCAAUGCCCAACUCCAGGACUGUCCAACAACCCUUCAUGGUCUCCUUACAUUUCCUUUAGCUAGAUAGUUAAUAUACAUUGUUCCUAAGUCCGUCGCUAGUAACCGUGAAACCAAUCAAACGUGUAUCUGUUGGGUGUGAAUGUGGCAGACUCAUCUGAUCUGUGUAAAUACAAAGUGUUUUUAUUUUCUACAGAGAUUGAUGAAUCAUAUUGUCUGAUGUUCGAGCAUGUGAGUGUAAAACAAAAACGACAAACUCAAACCUGUCUGUCUGUCUGUCUGUCUGUCUGUCUGUCUGUCUGUUUGUCUGUCUCUAGUGGUGUGUGUGAGGUACUUAUGUGAUCAGACUCUAUUGUCAACCCAUGGGUGUCUGACUGUACAACCAUGUCACAGACGUCACCGAGCCAACCUGGAUGUUGCAUGUUUUGUUGGUCUGUCAAUAUUUUUGCUUCCAGAUUAUGUUUAAAAAGAGAGAAUAUGUAUAGAUUUAUCGGAAAUAAAUUCCGACUGUAUAAAGUGUAUGCUUGUAAAAUUGUCUUGUUUUUCAUUCAGUGUAAAAAUUGAGAUUCUAGCGUUCUGGUUUUGUGGUUGUACACAGGAUGUGUUGAGAUAUUAUUAUGCAAAUUGUGCUGUAAAAACCGGCUGUUUACCUAAAGUCUAAAGAAUAAAUAUAAAAAGAGAUUUAUUCCACAACCUUAAA
Molecule: messenger RNA, 31283 nt
Organism: Salvelinus fontinalis (brook trout)
Lineage: Eukaryota; Metazoa; Chordata; Actinopteri; Salmoniformes; Salmonidae
Product: protein piccolo-like
Exons: 40
Coding region: 525-27383 (8952 amino acids)
Biological process (GO): presynaptic active zone assembly; protein localization to synapse
Cellular component (GO): membrane; glutamatergic synapse; GABA-ergic synapse
Molecular function (GO): metal ion binding; protein binding; structural constituent of presynaptic active zone
Source: RefSeq, a predicted model, not a curated record